AUGAUACAAGAAAUGCAUAUUUAAGUGUUAGCUAACUUACAUAAAAAGAAGGUAACUUCAAACUAAACGUGGUUACUCUAAAUGGUAUCUUUGGAGCAACUAUUAAGCUUACAUUUUCAUCAGAAAUAAUAAAGUUUCCUGAAUAUGAUCAAAUUACAGGAGAAAUUAUUUCAUAUAACUCUGUUUUCAAUAGCUUAGAAUUAGUUGUUUAAUUUGUUUACAGCUGUGAAUUAGGUUAAUAACAUUAUAAAUAGUAAAAUUUUGAUUUUUGUUAGAGAUGCGAUAACCCAUUUUACAAUACCUAUCCUGGAUAAACCUGUAUAAAAUGCCCUGACUAUGGUGGAAUUUGUGAUGGUGGGAUGA
Messenger RNA from Tetrahymena thermophila SB210, 363 nucleotides. RefSeq lists its product as hypothetical. NCBI's taxonomy places the organism in Eukaryota, Ciliophora, Oligohymenophorea, Hymenostomatida, Tetrahymenidae. The transcript has a single exon. The record is from RefSeq and is a predicted model, not a curated record.